GUGGAGACGAAGCGUCAUUCAUCCACAGAGGAAGCACAAGGUGCUCUUAGGGCAGCGGCGGAGUCCAGACUCACCUCUUUCCGUCUGUGCAACUGCUGCCGGACUUGCUCCAUCUUCCCCUCUGCCGCUGGCUCUUCGCAUCCUUCGCGUCUUCAGAAUGGCGGCUGUAUCGGACGACUUGAUCUGGCUGUUGGUCAAGAACAGCAACAGGUUCUUGGUGAAGAGGAAUGGGAACAAUAACAAUUCUGUUACCUUCAGCUCAGAACCGAACAACUUGUAUAACUUGAACACCUUCAAGUACUCAGGUUUGGCGAACAAGAAGACUGUGGCCAUCGCACCGGCAGAAGGUCUUUCAGUAGUUCUUACCACCACCAAGACCAAGAAGAGGAACCAGCCCGCUAAGUUGCGCCACAACUCCCUCUUGAAGAAGGACUUCCGCAAGAUGGCUAAGACUGUGGUCAACCAGGUAGCCUCCAAUGGGUACAGGGCUGACUUGAAGUCCGCCGCUUUGGCUAGGUUAGCCGCUGUGCACAAGAGCCUUCGUGUUGCCAAGGCAGGAGCCACGAAGAAGAAAUCCAAGGCUAGAACUCCAGGAAAGAAGUAGAUGGUGUCUUCUUUUCGGAAGAUAAGGACUGCAAUAGUUAAGACCUUAUGGUCAUUUUGUUUCUUCCUCUAAGCGAGUGUUUCGGUUCCUAAAAAGGCCUGAGUUACUUUGAGUUUUA
Molecule: messenger RNA, 722 nt
Organism: Physcomitrium patens
Lineage: Eukaryota; Viridiplantae; Streptophyta; Bryopsida; Funariales; Funariaceae
Product: large ribosomal subunit protein eL28z
Biological process (GO): translation
Cellular component (GO): ribosome
Molecular function (GO): structural constituent of ribosome
Source: RefSeq, a predicted model, not a curated record